Messenger RNA from Fragaria vesca subsp. vesca, 1445 nucleotides. Its product is annotated as signal recognition particle receptor subunit beta-like. Bases 184 to 1008 code for a protein of 274 amino acids. Gene Ontology annotation, cellular component: signal recognition particle receptor complex. The transcript has 7 exons. Lineage: Eukaryota; Viridiplantae; Streptophyta; Magnoliopsida; Rosales; Rosaceae. Gene Ontology annotation, biological process: protein targeting to ER. The record is from RefSeq and is a predicted model, not a curated record.
UUGGCUGCGGCACCACACCACCAGUCUCUCUCUCUCUCUCUCUCUCUUGGACUCUUUGGAUUUGGGGUGAUUGUUUCCUAUUUUCUGUUUGUUCUUGAAACUUCCCCAAGGGUCUUAACUUCAGUUUAAAGGCUAAGUUUCACUGUAACACAAACUCAAAGCCUCUUCAAUUCGCGUAAUAACAUGGAAGGAUUCGAUGAAUGGAAGAAACAGGCAGAUAAAUGGUUAUCUCAAGCAUCGCAACAAUGGCAGAAACAUGCAGAGCCAUUGUGCUCUCAAGCACAAGAGUACAUUCAGCAGGUUCCACCAACUCAGAUCUAUGCUGCUCUUGCCGUCUUGCUAUUAACAUCAGUGUUGUUCAUAUUGGGUAGGUUUUUUAAACGCCAAAAAGCUCAUACUAUAUUGCUGAGUGGGCUUAGUGGGAGUGGGAAGACUGUUCUUUUCUAUCAACUUCGGGAUGGCUCUGCUCACCUAGGUACUGUCACAUCAAUGGAACCAAAUGAGGGAUCUUUUGUGCUCCAUUCUGAAAAAUCAAAGACUGGAAAAGUUAAGCCUGUACAUCUUGUUGAUGUUCCUGGACAUUCUCGCCUCAGGCCCAAACUAGAUGAGUUCCUGCCUCAAGCAGCUGGUGUAAUUUUUGUGGUGGAUGCUUUGGAAUUCUUACCAAACUUGCGUGCUGCUUCAGAGUACCUGUAUGAUAUUUUGACCAAGGCAAGUGUGGUGAAGAAGAAAAUUCCGGUUCUUGUUCUCUGCAACAAGACAGACAAAGUAACAGCACAUAGCAAGGACUUCAUUCGAAAACAAUUGGAGAAGGAAAUUGAUAAAUUACGGGCAUCCAGAAGCGCAAUAUCAACAGCUGAUAUUGCAAAUGACUUUACUCUUGGGGUACUUGGCGAACCAUUUUCAUUCACUCAGUGUCAGAACAAGGUUACAGUUGCAGAAGCUGCGGGUAUUACGAGUGAUAUAAUUGAGGUGGAACAGUUCAUCAGGGACCAUGUGAAGUCUUAGGAUGUUUUAUCCAAUUUCUUCGUCUCGUCAAGUGUUUCUGAUCUCAAUCUUUCAUAGAGAUAGUUGGGCUGAAUAUUGUGGUUUGAUCAUUGAAAAUCCUCCAAUACAUGUGCCUGAAACCAAUUGAACUAGGCAAGGAAAAGUGGCAAAGGAUUUUCGAGGAAACAGAAGAGACGGAUUGUAAUCCAUGUUUGUGUUGUAGUGGGCGACUGAUAUAUGAUAGAUGCUAAGAACAGCUAGUGGUGGGUAUUACUGUAUUACUAGCAUUUUUAACGAAACGUCAUAUUACCUGAGCUGGUUGUGGGUUGUGUUUGCAACUAUCAACCAUUCAAACUACAUUAGUUGAAGAAGUCCCUGCCCUUGCUUACGAAAUAUCCAAUGAGGAAAUUUCACGCAAUCUGUGGACUAAUUCAAAGUGGCUGUGUAGAUCUUUAAGA